This is a messenger RNA of Aphanomyces astaci, 452 nucleotides long. RefSeq lists its product as hypothetical. The record is from RefSeq and is a predicted model, not a curated record. The transcript has a single exon. Bases 40 to 405 code for a protein of 121 amino acids. Lineage: Eukaryota; Oomycota; Saprolegniomycetes; Saprolegniales; Verrucalvaceae.
CCCUUGUUCUUCACGUCCCAGAUAAUACUGUACAUCGCCAUGACAAGCAGUUCCAGCAGCCUGCUGCAAUACUCCCAUGUGGUCCUUACCUGUGGCGGCACCGACAUGCCCUCCAUCACAUCGCUGGAUCCCAUGACGCAGCACUUGCUGGGGCAAGAGGUGUUUCAAUACGACUUUAGCAAAGAACGAUCGCUCGUCGAGUCGUCCCGCAGCCGACGAAUGUCCCAGGAUAAUGCGUCCCCGAACGACGAAGAGCUUGCCAAGACAGGCAUGGCGAUACUAAAUAUGGUAGAUCACCACGCCGCGUCUGCAUCCCCCGAGAAAGGCCACCGGGAUUCCCUGGAUCGUCGAAACAGCGCCGACGACGUCGCCGCCGCCAUCGCCGCCUCGCUCAAAGAGUAUUGAUAAACCAUCAUCACAUAUUCGAAGUACAUUAUCGUGUUGGAACGCAC